This is a messenger RNA of Cottoperca gobio, 7543 nucleotides long. RefSeq names its product mitogen-activated protein kinase kinase kinase 10 (gene map3k10). The record is from RefSeq and is a predicted model, not a curated record. Gene Ontology annotation, molecular function: ATP binding; JUN kinase kinase kinase activity; protein binding. Gene Ontology annotation, biological process: positive regulation of apoptotic process; protein phosphorylation. NCBI's taxonomy places the organism in Eukaryota, Metazoa, Chordata, Actinopteri, Perciformes, Bovichtidae.
GCGCUUGUUCCCACUUAUGUGGACUGCGCCCCGGUGUAUUUGGAUGCAAACUCAGCCCACAUACUGACAGCUCGUUGCUCGAAAUGUCACGUCUCUUUGGAGGAAAAGCCUAUUUGAAUACAAUGGACCUCCGGACGGCUGGAUGAGCGGCACGAACAAGGACUGCUUGGAGCGUUUUAGUUUGUAGCCAAAUUUGGUUACUGACCUGGAUGGUCCCUCUUUACUCGGAUGCAACCACACGCCCAUGCGACGAUGUCGGUGGAUGUUGCUGCCCUCAGUGUCCAGGUUAGGUUACAGUAAACGCUAAUUGUUUACGUAUUAAAAUAAAGCAGUUUGGGGUGGAAGACGCAAGCUGGGACUGGAUACAAAAUUGUGCGCACAUAAUAGGCCUAAAUAAGCGUUUCUAUUAUUAUAGUUAUUAUUGGGCUAUUAUUAUUAUUAUUAAGAUGGGGGGUUGGUUCUAUUUAUAAGGGAAACAUGGAACAUUCAUCGCCUUAUUUCAUCUCGUCCACUCUGAUGAGAGAUACUGUAAUGCUGCAAUGCCUCCAUGCAAACCUUCAUUGACAAUACUUUCCACCUUGUUGCCGCCGUGUGAUGGUCCCUAAAGAAGUCGUGGACAUUUAAAGCCUUCGCUACACGAUUAUUGAUUGAUGAUCUGAAACUACCACGCGUGCUCUUGAGGCAGGAUAAUGAUAUAUGCUGGCAUAUCUUCCCUGUCUCCAGUCCAGAAGAGUUUCUUUUCUCACCGAGGACUCGUCUCCAUCACAAAUGUAGCCCAGCAGAGGCGACUGAAGCAGGCCGCUUCACAGAGACGGAGGCGGGUUUGUUGUGCUGGAUGCUGAACAUGGUCUGUAUUAAAUACCUGCCACCGGCUUGUUUCUGUAAUUCCCCAGCUUGAAAUGGACGGGCCUUUUUUGAUAAAAGCUAUUGGUGGACGUUGAACCGGCUCAUGCAUGCAGGAUUUAGUCUGAACCGGCUUGUGGAUGUAGGGCGAAUAUCCGCGGAUAUUACCGUAUAGACGAAAAAACAGCCCGUGUUCAUGGAGAUGGCUGGCGGGGGAGGUGCAUCUACACUGGGCUGGAUGAGAAAUAAUGAGGACCCCUGCUCAGAGGAUUUCACUCAGCUCAAACACAGACUGCUGUUUUUAUUGGCAGCCUAAAUACUCCAUAUUCAAUACUAAGAUUAAUCAGGUGUGGUUUUAUUAUCACCUCUCAGUGUCUCGAGCCCUCACAGUCAAGACACUAUAGUUCUCAAUGGGCUGAUAUUGACUUCAGAGGAGUUAUGUGUUUAUUAGGGCAAACGAUUCAAGACUAUAUAUCAUGAGCCCAGAUGUUGUUUUGUUAAGUUUAGAUGAAAACAGCAAUGUAGGACAUUGUUAUUAAGUAUGUAACUGUUUUAUUAAUUGUAGGCAACAAUUGAGGAACCAGAAUUCACUCACUGAUCAGGAGCUCAUCCGACUGAAGGCAUCUUUCCAAAGGAUUUCAUCAGACCUGCUGUUUCUUAAAUAAACACAUAUUCACGUCUCCUGUCAGAGUCUGUGGCAGCUUUCCAAAAUACACAAUAGUGGAAACAAUCAAUUAGGUUUCGGAGGGGGUUACACUCAUGGAUGUGCUCUGCUGGGUGUCAUUGAUGUACAUUGUCCCUGAAUGAACUUGCCUUUGGGAAUACAUGUUACUUACACACUGCGUAGCAACAGCACAGCAGCAAGUAGUUACAGGAUUUGGCACAGUUUCAACAGCGAGAUGUGGUGAUGGGGGAGAGCAGUUGCAGCUCUUUGAUCCUUUGAUCCCCUCCCCCCCAACUGGUGGUCCAGGACACCCCUUCUCUGUCAAUGGGCUCUGUAUGGAUUUUGUGCCUAAGUUGACAGAGGGGAGGCCUAAAGCGUGAAACAGCAGUCAGGCUGCCAUGAACCCAUACGGCAGAGCGAGCAGCACAGCAGCCCCCCUGUCCUGCACCAGCUGUGGGGGCUGCUGUGCCCCGCCUCCCCCUUGCUUAACCGAGCCCCCCUCAUCUACUACCUCCUCCUCCUCCAUGCCCCCGAAUAUGACCCCUCCGCCGCCAAUGUAUCCGGCCCCAGUAGUGCAGGUUGAGAAUGGCAGCAGCUGGAACUCCUCCACCAUCUCCUCCUCCCCAGACUCCCACCCUGGUCACCGCUGUGCUGGCAACAAUCCCUACUGGACGGCAGUGUUCGACUACGAGGCCACAGCAGAUGAGGAGUUAACCCUGCGGCGCGGGGACCUCCUUGAGGUCCUCUCCAAAGACUCCAAAGUGUCUGGGGAUGAAGGUUGGUGGACAGGCAAGAUCCAGGACAAGGUGGGUAUCUUUCCAUGCAACUACGUCACGAGGGGGGGCGCCGCCAACUACCAGCAGCUGACUGCAGGCGGGGUGGGUGACUGCCCCUUGGAGAUAGACUUCUCAGAACUGCACCUGGAGGAGGUGAUUGGAGCUGGUGGGUUUGGGAAGGUGUACAAAGGAUUAUGGCUCAUAGAAGAAGUAGCAGUAAAAGCCGCCAGGCAAGACCCCGAUGAGGAUAUUAGUGCCACAGCAGAGAGUGUGCGGCAGGAGGCCAGGCUGUUCUGGAUGCUCCGGCACCCCAACAUAAUCGCACUCCGUGGGGUUUGCCUGCGGGAGCCCAACCUCUGCCUGGUGAUGGAGUACGCCAGAGGGGGGGCUUUGAACCGAGCGCUUGCUGGGAAGAAGGUUGCCCCGAGGGUUUUGGUGAACUGGGCGGUCCAGAUUGCCACAGGGAUGGACUACCUGCACAACCAGGCAUUCGUACCAAUCAUCCACAGAGACCUCAAGUCCAGCAACAUCCUCAUCCUGGAGCCCGCUGAGCGGGACGACAUGGGCGGCAGGACCCUGAAGAUCACAGACUUCGGUCUGGCCAGAGAGUGGCAUCAGACCACCAAGAUGAGUGCAGCGGGGACUUACGCCUGGAUGGCCCCAGAGGUCAUCAAGCUCUCCCUCUUCUCCAAGAGCAGUGACGUGUGGAGUUUCGGUGUGUUACUGUGGGAGCUGCUGACCGGCGAGGUUCCCUACCGGGAGAUAGACGCACUGGCGGUCGCUUACGGCGUCGCCAUGAACAAGCUAACACUUCCCGUCCCCUCGACGUGCCCUGAACCUUUCGCUCAGCUGCUGGCAGAGUGCUGGAGCCCAAACCCCCGCAGCCGGCCGUCCUUCAGCAACAUCCUGAGUCGCCUGCUGGCCAUCGAGCAGUCGGCCAUGUUUCAGAUGCCUCUGGAGUCCUUUCACUCAUUACAAGAAGAUUGGAGGCUGGAGAUCCAGCAGAUGUUUGAUGAGCUCAGGGCCAAAGAGAAGGAGCUGAGGUCCUGGGAGGAAGCGUUGGCUCGAGCAGCCGAGGAACAGAGGGAGCAGGAGGAGCAGCUGAGGAGAAGAGAGCAGGAGCUGGCGGAGAGGGAGAUCGACAUCGUGGAGCGAGAGCUGAACAUCAUCAUCCACCAGAUGUACCAGGAGAAACCCAGCGUGAAGAAAAGAAAAGGGCACUUCAAGAAGAGCAGACUACUGAAGCUGGGCCGAGACAGCAACUGCAUCAGCCUGCCCUCUGGCUUUGAGCAUAAGAUCACAGUUCAGGCGUCUCCCAGUGUGGACAAGAGGAAGACUCAGAGAAGUGAGAGCACCACCCCGCCGGCCAGCCCGGGGGUCAUACCCCGACUGAGAGCCAUAAGACUGACGCCGAGUGACGGCAGUAAGACGUGGGGCCGCAGUGCUGUGUGUAAGAAGGAGGACCUGUCGACCAGCAAGAAGAAAGGACGCACCUGGGGGCCGAGCUCCACCCUCCAGAAAGAGAGGGUCGGCGGGGAGGAGAAACUGAAGUCUCUCGGUGAGGGAUGCAAAGUUUGGUCGUCCAGUGCACCAAAUCUGGGAAAAUCCCCCAAACAUGCACCCAUGACCGCCGGCUUCUCCAGCCUCAACGAAAUGGAGGAGUGCUGUGAGUUUGAGGAGUCCCCAGGGUCCCUGCUGCCCUCAGAGAACAGCAGUAACGGGGCUGUGGAGGACUCGGGCUCUCUGUGGGGCGGCCUGGGGCCGAACACUGUCGGUAAUACGAGCUCCUGUCAGGGGCCCGGCGGCCUGGGGUCGGGGGUGAGCUACCAGGACUCGAUGCGUCGCUGCAGCCAGAGGAAGAAGAGCGAUAUGUUGCUGCUGGGUUGUGCCUCUCUGCUCGCGUCCGUCGGCCUGGGACAAGACCUGCUGCAGCUGGGAAAACUACAGGUGCUCCAGGAUGAGCAGGACCUCAGGGAGGAGCAGCGUAAGAAGAAGGAGGGUCUCUUCCAGCGGACGGGACGUUUCCGUCGCAGCACCUCUCCGCCCAGCAGAAACCUCUCCCUCUCCCUCUCCAGACAUCACGACUCUACGCUCCCCUGCAUGGACCCUUCUCCCUCUGUUACACUCCUGUCUUUGUCCUCUCUGUCUGACUGCAACUCCACCAAGUCCCUUCUCCCCUCGGACCCAGACGAAUACCCCCUGACCCCGAUGACGGGGGUCAAAACCCCGGUGGCACCACCAGCUCCUGCCCUCAACCCGCUCUUGGACCUGCGGGCGGAGAGCUUCAAGAAGGAGCCCAACCAGUCGCUCACGCCCACCCACGUGUCUGCAGCCAUGGCCUUGAACAGAGGACACAGACGGACCCCUUCGGACGGGGCGAUUAGACCCCGAGCUCAAACUCUGGGACACCACAGGACACCGUCAGAUGGAAGCAUGCCCAUGCCUCCUCCACCGGGGGCACCACACCGCACUGCUAACAAAGCUACACUGGACAUCCUCGACAUCCCCCGCCUUCCUGAACCCUCCACCAUCUUCCCGGUCCCCCAUCGGCGUAAAGCCCCCGCUCCACCCAUCCCUGACCCGGUUCCUCCCUGCCUCAUCAGUCCCCUGGAGAGACCCAAGACGCUGGAGUUCGCCCCCCGGCCGCGGCCCACCCCGACCAGGAUAAGAGCCGACCCCUGGAAGCUGGGCUCUCUCUCCCGGACCCUCAGCUCGUCGCCCAGCAGCAGCUGCGACAGCCCCUUAGGCUCGGGGGACAGCAGCACCAGCACCGGCACCACAAAACCCAGCCUGAUGGACAUGGACGUGGAGGGCCAGAGUGCGGACCAAACUGUCCCUAUGUGUGGAAAGCGGAAGCCUGCGACUUUGUGUGGACAGCAGUACUUAUAGUGAAAAAAGUCGGACCUGAUCCAGGGCGUUAGAGCUACUGAUGUCGGAGCCGAGCAAAGGGCACUCACGGACGUUUGCGGAAAAACACUCCACCUCUUGUCAUGUUUUAGGCACUUACUGGAAGCCAUUCCUCUCUGUGUCCUUUGAGUGUCCUAAUAAAGUGUGAACCCCUGACAGCAAGUCUUUCCCUGGUAGUGCUCUCUAAGCUGCACAACACUGAGGGUCCUGGAGGCCUUCUAAAAGCCUUGUAGUGUGCUCACCCACCAACCUUACCCAUCACUUCUUCCCCUCUUUGGAAACCAUCUCUACCUGUUUCUUAGUGCACCAUGACCAGGACACACUCGCAACCUUCAAAAGCCAUUCAAGUACUUAAAAUGUUUUUUCUGACUUUCAUUCCGACUCAUCUGCCUGUGCUCCGUGUAGCUGCCCAUUUUCUGCUUGCAUCUGUCACUCCAAAGAAAGAUUCCACAUUAACAUUUCACCUAAACAUUCAUCGUAAACAAAACAGGAGCUGGACUGUUUAAAAUUCUUAAUAGAGAGUGUCUUUGUUCUUAUUUUGCACGCUGUUUGUUCUGCCGCUGCACAAACAUCCCCCUGCCUUCAUCCUCACGUGUCAUCUCUCUGCAUGGAGGUCAUCGUCCUCUCCCCUCCAAGACCAGGACAGGAAAAAGCCUUUUAUCUCACAGCACUGGUGGACUGGCUGUAUCCUCAGCCUUGUACAGUAAAAAAACAAAACAAAAACAGAGUUUAUUUUCUCAGUGCUUGCACCAUCCUAACCUGUUAGCAACAAUGUUUUCUAUUGGUUUGGCAGCCCAGGUGUGUUUCUCUUUGUGUGAAUGUGUAUAUAUUACUGUACAUGUGUGGAAGAACAAAAUGGUUUUUUUGUGUGCUGGUCCUUUUUCAGUGCAUGUUGUUUUACGUGUGAAUGGUUUCGCUGUACUGUGGCAUUUCUCUAAAAUAUGUAAGAUCUCAUCUGUUUUGUCUUCUACAUGUUUGACAUUCCUUGCUAGCAGUCAGUAGCACUCUGUUUGGAUCCCGCUCAUGCCACUGAACUGGGAACAAAACAAGGCAACAAUGAGGGGAAAUGCUACCUGAUUUCAACGUCGAUCACAUGUCGGACCAUUUGGAAGCUUCAUAUUCUCGUCUGAACGGUUGUAUUCAACAUCAGUGGCACUUUAGGAGCAAUGUUGUGCAGUUGGUCAGCCUCUGUGGACAAGUGGACUCUACUCACGGCUGACAAAUCAACUUUUAUCUGCGGAGUUGUUUUCGCACGGUGGUCGAAAAGUUUGUCUUGGCUGCAGGUGGUAUUUUACUUGACAGUGCACAUUUCUCUAAGUAAGUGUGACUAUGCGUGUGUGUGUGUGUGUGUGUAUGUGUUAUUAUUUGUAUGGGAUGAUGACAAUCCUGUCGGUACAAGAGUGAGCCCAAACUCAUUCUCCUUGUGUGGUUAAGAACACUGAGUAUUUAUUAAAUUUAUUGUUAUUAUUGGAAAGGAUUAAUUGUUAUUACGAUUCUCUUCCUGGGAUAUCUGUAUAUAUUUGUUAAUAUAACAGGAAAAACCAAGGAAAAAACCUAGGACACUGCUUACUGAAACGUCCAUGUUGUCUCCAGUCUCAACCUGUGACAUUUCUGGGUUCAAUGAGGAAUAAGUGUGAAACGUGGUGAAUGAGAGACGAAUAAAAAAAUGAAAGAAAGAUGCUUCAGUGUCAGCGCUACAUGUAUGUUUUUAUUCUAUCUAUUAUAUCCAUGAAGUAUAAUAGAUCAUAUAAUAUCUGAUCUUUGAUAGGAGAAGUACUCAGAUCCUUUACUUCAGUAAAAGUAGCAAUACAACAAUGUUAAACUCCUCCAAUACAAGCAACAGUCCUGCCUUCAAAAGUACACAAUCAUUAUCUGUUAAAUGUACUUAAAGUAUCAAAAGUAAAAAUACUCGUUCUGUAGUAGAAUUGCACCUGCGAAUGAUUUACUAUAUUACAUUAUUGGUUUGUUAAUAUUGAUGCUCAAUGUUUAAGUACUUCUGUAACUGCUGGAGUUGUAGCUAGUUUUAACUACUCAGUCCAAAGGUUCCCGAUGUAAGGGUCGGCCCCCUUCAAAGACUCACAACACAAAUUUGAAAAGGUAAUGAGAUGAUUAAUUGGAGUUCUGCUUUUAUAAAACUGUUCCCUAAUAUAAAUUAAUGUCAAUGUUUCCUUCUUUGAGCCUCAAAUGUAUUGAAAUUCAUCUGUCUAAGAAAUUUAGAUGAGAAAUCUGCCAACAACUCACACAUCUGAACUUGACAGGUGACCCCAACUGCUUUACUGUAAUAGUCACAAAUGAAAAACUUGGGAAUGACUGUUUAAAUAUUAAACAAUGUGUAUGUAAUAAAAGUGCAAAA